Molecule: messenger RNA, 2453 nt
Organism: Saccostrea cuccullata (small rock oyster)
Lineage: Eukaryota; Metazoa; Mollusca; Bivalvia; Ostreida; Ostreidae
Product: neuronal acetylcholine receptor subunit alpha-3-like
Exons: 11
Coding region: 65-2242 (725 amino acids)
Biological process (GO): monoatomic ion transmembrane transport; chemical synaptic transmission; signal transduction
Cellular component (GO): plasma membrane; neuron projection; synapse
Molecular function (GO): transmembrane signaling receptor activity; transmitter-gated monoatomic ion channel activity involved in regulation of postsynaptic membrane potential; excitatory extracellular ligand-gated monoatomic ion channel activity
Source: RefSeq, a predicted model, not a curated record
GCUCCUCACCGUCAACGAACUCAGUAUCAAAGACCAAACGUUAUCUGUAUCCGCGCUGUUAACUAUGCUUUGGACGGAUGCACGUUUGAGCUGGAUGACUGGUAGAACCCAGGACUACAGUAAUAUUAACUACAUGUACGCCACCGAGAAACAAGUCUGGACGCCGACUAUCUACGUGGAAAACUCAAUUGUGGAUCUUUCUGUGAUAAGCGACCCAAACACUCCCAUGAGAGUGGACAAAAAUGGCAGAAUAAGAUGGAGUACCUCUGCUAUCUACAUCGUUAGCUGUGAAUCCGAGAUCACGUAUUAUCCACUGGAUCAUCAGACGUGUACCAUCAAACUAGCCACGGCAGGGUACACCGCAGCGAACAUCGCACUCAGGUUCAACAUUGCCCCUGUCUCUCUGUAUUAUUACACCGAAAAUGGGGAAUGGGAACUACUCUCUGUUGAAAAUACCAAACCUGCUGAUAACUUCAUGGGAGGGGAGCCUUACUCUAAGGUCAUAUUUAGUAUACACAUGCGCAGAAGACCCAUGUUUCACAUCCUAAAUACCAUGUUCCCCGUCGUCCUGAUGGCUUUUCUGAUCCCGAUGGCGUUUAAGCUUCACGUGGAUUCCGGUGAAAAAAUGGGAUAUUCAUUAACAGUUCUCCUCGCCUACGCCGUGUAUCUCUCCAUGAUAUCCGACAACAUACCAAGCACAUCUGUGUCAAUAUGUUUUCUAUCUAUAUACCUGGCCACAACACUGGUCCUAUCCACCAUGUCAGUAUUGUUUGUCAUUAUCGUCAUUAACGUUCAUCACACACCAGAGGACGAACCCAUGUCUCCCAGAGUGCAAAACAUUGCUUAUAAACUGGAAUGUUGUUUGUGUAGAGGAAGGAGGGACACAUCUACAAACAAAAUAAUAAAAGUGGCCCCUUCCCCGGAUGAUUCUAUUGACAAGCCCACCAUUUUGAAUGAUAGAGAAGAAGACGAAGAAAAAAUGUCGUGGGUUAGACUGUCCCGGCUCUAUACAUUAAUUGGGGGGGGGGGGGGUAAACCUCCCCCUCCCUCGUACUCCCCGGCCCUGGAGAGUCAGCUGAGGACCGAGAUUUUUACCGGCUACUCCGUGCUGCAGAGACCUACCAAACAAGUACUGGUCAGAGUAGAACUCACUCUACUCACAGUAAAUGACCUGGUCUGGUAUGAUCCUCGACUGUCGUGGGUCAGCAGCCGGAAUCUCUCACAGGACUACACCAAUAUCAUCUUUAUGUUCAGCAAUGAGAACUACGUCUGGAAACCGUGCGUCUUCAUUGAAAAUUCAAUCGACGAUCUGUCCGUGAUAAGUGACCCUAACACCCCGAUGCGUCUAAACAUCAUUGGUUUUGUGAGAUGGAGUCCUUCAGGUAUCUUUAAGGUGAACUGCGAGUCGGACAUAACCUACUACCCAUUAGACUAUCAAACAUGUGACAUCAAAUUAACAACCUCCAGUUACACAUUAUGGGAAAUCAGACUCGGUAUGGCCGAUGAACCCGUCAAUCUGAAUUUUUACGCCGAGAAUGGGGAAUGGGAGCUACUCUCAGCGCUGGGGAUGGCUUCUAAUGACAAAACCAGGGGAGGCCAAUCUUUCUCCAGUUUGAACUACAGAAUAAGCAUGCGCAGAAGGCCAUUAUUCCACGUGUUGAACACAAUGUUUCCGGUAGCCUUAAUGGCAUUCCUUAUUCCGCUGACUUUCAAACUUCACGUAGAUUCUGGAGAGAAAAUUGGAUACUCUUUAACAGUCCUGCUAGCUUACGCUGUCUAUCUGUCUGUUAUAUCAGAAAACAUUCCAAGCACCUCCGUGUCUGUUUGUUACAUGUCGAUUUACUUGGCAGCGGUUCUUGGAGCUGGGACUAUAGCCGUCUUGUUUGUCAUCAUUGUCAUCAAUGUUUACCACAACCCAGACACGAAACCAGUCCCUACCUGGACCAGACGGUUUACCAUUCUCCUCAUGAAACUCUUCUGUAUGUACCCUACCUGCCGUCCUUGUAAAUCAAACAAAACGAGACCUGUUGAAAAAACUCCUGUGACGGAGUUAGUGAAGAUGCCCGUCAUUUCUAAUGAUGACGUCAUAGAAGAGGAGGAGGAAGAAGAGAAGACUGAGUUAACAUGGAAGAUGGUCUCCGAGGUCCUGGAUCAUUUCUUUUUUAUUGUAUUUAUGCUUGUCGUUCUUGUGUCAACAAUUACUUUUGUAGCCGUCAUAGUGAUGAAGUACAUAACGUACUGAGACAUCUUAAAAUAUCGUGCAAAUACUUGUGAAUCGUAAACAGUUUAUUACUGACACGUAUCUGUACUUAUCUUCAAAGACUUUAGGCAAUGUCUUGUUAAACAUUUAUUUGUAAAUAUUUACAUUUCCAAAUAUAUUUCCUCAAGAUUUCUUGCAAAUUAGAGAAAGUCCAUGUUCUCAUGAACUGCCAUGGGAUGAGUAAGAAUGAUUU